ACAAAAGUUGAUUCAUUGCGCACCGAGGAAAGUUGUGAUAUUAUCAAGAAAAAUGAAGACUGGAAUUUUUUUGGCUCUUUUAGUUUUAGGAGUUGCAUUCACAUUUGCUCUUCCCACUGAAGAAGACCAGGUUCAAAAUGCAAAUGCUCUUGAAAGCGAUGAAAAUGCAAAGAUUCCUGAAAGCGAUGAAGAUUUGACAAAAGAUGUCGAGAGUGUUGAUGAUGAAGAUCAUGACAUAGAAGAAGACGAAGAAGAUGAAGAAGAUGACGAAGAAGAUGACGAAGAAAAUGAUCCAAAGUUAUUGAUAUUCCGUCGUCGAUGCAGAAGAUGCCAAAGAAAAGUCAUUUACCGUUACCGUAAAAGACCUUACUAUGGAAGAUACAAGUUGCACUGUCGUCGUCCUUGUUACUGCAGACGUCGCUGUUUGUACAGAAAAUGUUAUGGUGGUUACACCUGCAAGAGAUGGAGGUGCUCGCGUCGUUAUUCAAAAAAAUGCUAUUGGUGAUUAUCAAGAUCAAGGAAACCGGAUUUAUUAAGAAACUUGUAGACAUACAUUAACCAAAAUGUAUUUGUAGAACAGCAGAAAUAAAUAGUUAAAAUUGCA
Messenger RNA from Xenia sp. Carnegie-2017, 604 nucleotides. RefSeq names its product trigger factor-like. The record is from RefSeq and is a predicted model, not a curated record. The coding region runs from base 53 to 505 and encodes 150 amino acids. The transcript has 5 exons. NCBI's taxonomy places the organism in Eukaryota, Metazoa, Cnidaria, Anthozoa, Malacalcyonacea, Xeniidae.